GGCGGCGGCGGCGGCGGCGUGGGCGCUGGCGGGCCGCGGGCGGCGGGGCCCCGGCUCGGGCUCCGGGCCGUAGCAGACAAGAUGGCGGCGGCGCUCCGGAGGCCGGUCCCCUCCUCUUCUCCGCUGUCCCCCGCCUCCUCCUCCUCCUCCUCCUCCUGCUCCUCCGCCUCCUCCUCCGCCUCCUGCCGCAGCCCUAGCGACCGCCGGAGCGCCGGCCCGCUCUCCCCGGGCUGCGGAGGGGGCUAGAGCCGGGGCCGGGCCCACGCUGGGGCCGGGCCGGGGAGGAGGGCGAGGGCGGCGGCGGCGGCGGGGACGGCGGCGGCGGCGGCGGCGGCGGCGACGGCGGCGGCGCCGGGUUGGGGAUGGGGUCGCAGACGCUGCAGAUCCUCCGGCAGGGGGUGUGGGCCGCGCUCAGCGGGGGCUGGUACUACGACCCGCACCAGGCCACCUUCGUGAACGCGCUGCACCUCUACCUGUGGCUCUUUCUGCUCGGCCUGCCCUUCACCCUCUACAUGGCCCUACCUUCCUCCAUGAUUAUAGUAGCAGUUUAUUGUCCUGUGAUAGCUGCUGUUUUCAUUGUUCUGAAGAUGGUUAACUACCGACUCCACAGAGCACUUGAUGCUGGAGAAGUUGUGGAUAGGAACCCAAAUACAGACCAGCGAGCCAAAGCCGAGCAAGGCAACUGUUCAACUAGAAGAAAAGACAGCAAUGGUCCAAGUGAUCCCGGUGGAGGGAUUGAAAUGUCUGAGUUCAUUCGAGAGGCCACACCCCCAGUUGGUUGCAGUUCAAGAAAUUCUUACGCUGGCUUAGAUCCUAGCAACCAGAUUGGAUCUGGUUCCUCUCGUCUUGGGACAGCAGCAACUAUCAAAGGAGAUACGGACACUGCUAAGACUUCUGAUGAUAUCAGUUUGAGUCUGGGCCAGAGCUCUAGUCUUUGUAAGGAAGGAAGUGAGGAACAAGAUUUGGCAACUGACCGGAAACUCUUCCGAUUGGUCUCCAAUGAUUCCUUCAUCUCCAUCCAGCCUUCCUUGUCCUCCUGUGGACAGGAUUUACCAAGAGACAUUAGUGACAAAGUGAGCCUGCCAAAUCAUAGUCACCACCACCACGUUGAUCAGUCUCUGUCCAGUGCCUGUGACACAGAAGUGGCUUCCCUUGUCCCUUUGCAUUCACACUCUUACAGGAAAGAUCACAGGCCACGAGGCGUGCCACGGACUUCUAGCUCUGCUGUUGCUUUUCCGGACACGUCACUGAAUGACUUCCCUUUGUAUCAGCAAAGACGUGGGUUAGACCCAGUGAGUGAGUUAGAAUCUUCCAAGCCUCAUUCUGGAUCCAAAGAAUCGUUGGCGGAAAACUCUCGUGUGUCUGGAGAAUUUCAGCCUGUCGGAGAGCCAAAAACCAGUAGUUUUCCGCCACCUCCAAGAAGUGGCAAGAGCAAAGCACUGAAGGCUGACAAAAGCUUGGACAGUCUGAGGAGCCUGAGCACCCGGAGCAGUGGGUCCACAGAGAGCUACUGCAGUGGCACUGACCGUGACACUCACAGCACCGUCAGCAGCUAUAAAAGUGAACAGACCAGCUCGACCCACAUAGAGAGUAUCUUGUCAGAGCACGAUGAGGACUCACCGAAAGCAGGGAAGAAAAGUGGGAGGAGAAAGGAGUGUUGUGCUGACCCAGAGGACAAGAGUAGCUGCUCCAGCGACAAAAGGACUAGUAGCGAAAAGACCACCUUGGAAGUAAGUACCAAUAGUGGGGUUCAGGAGGCCAAGGAGUCUAAUACCUCAGACGAGAUGCAGAAUCAGAGGGGUCUCAGCACCUCUGCGUCUGAAGAAGCUAACAAGAACCCCCAUGCCAAUGAAUUUACUUCCCAGGCAGACAGACCGCUCGGGAAAACUGCUGACAAUGAAGAGGAGCAGACGGAGCAGCCAGCUGUGGAUCCCAAAGUUGGUAAAGACAAAGGUGGGAAGGAAGGGGAUGUUCGCCCCAAAUCGUCUAGCUUAAUCCACCGGAAGGCCUCUGCCCAUAAGUCGGGCCGGAGACGGACAGGGAAGAAACGGGCUAGCAGCUUUGAUUCCAGCCGGCAUAGGGACUAUGUGUCCUUUCGAGGUGUCUCUGGCACCAAGCCCCACAGUGCGAUAUUCUGUCACGACGAAGACUCUAGUGACCAAAGCGACUUGAGCCGAGCGUCCAGCGUGCAGUCGGCUCACCAGCUCAGCAGCGAUAGCUCGUCCAGCACCACUUCCCAUUUGUGUCAGUCUCCCGAGGGCAGGUACAGCACCUUAAAGACCAGGCACGCCUCGAAGGAAAGGGGCGCCGACUCUGAGCGCGCACACAAAGCUCACCUGGGUCCCGAGGGAACUGGCAAAAAGCGGACACCGCGUCGGACUUCCAGCACAAAUAGUGCCAAGACACGGGCCCGAGUGUUGAGCCUGGACAGCGGCACGGUGGCCUGUUUGAAUGACUCCAAUAGGCUAAUGGCUCCUGAAAGUAGCAAACCCUUAACCACUUCAAAAUCAGAUCUCGAAGCCAAAGAAGGAGAGGUGCUAGAUGAGCUGUCUUUAUUGGGACGGGCUUCUCAGUUAGAGACUGUCACUCGAUCUAGGAAUAGCUUGCCCACCCAAGUUGCAUUUCCAGAAGGCGAAGAGCAAGAUGCAAUCAGUGGAGCAGCACAGGCCAGCGAGGAGGCGGUGUCAUUUCGCCGUGAACGCAGCACAUUUAGGCGCCAGGCAGUGCGGCGCCGGCACAAUGCAGGGAGUAACCCUACCCCUCCUACAUUGCUCAUCGGAUCACCCCUAAGCCUUCAAGAUGGUCAACAAGGCCAGCAGUCCACAGCCCAGGUCAAAGUGCAGUCCCGUCCCCCUUCCCAGGCUGCAGUGCUCAGUGCUAGUGCCUCCUUGCUGGUGAGAAAUGGGAGUGUCCACUUAGAAGCCUCACAUGACAAUGCAUCUGCUGUAGGCGGCAGCAGUUUGCAAGAUGAACUUGGUAAGUUCUCUUCUACACUUUAUGAGACUGGUGGCUGUGAUAUGUCACUUGUGAAUUUUGAACCAGCAGCAAGAAGAGCAUCUAAUAUCUGUGAUACGGAUUCUCAUGUAUCCAGUUCUACCUCAGUUCGAUUUUAUCCACAUGAUGUGCUCUCUCUUCCUCAGAUUCGAUUGAACAGACUGUUGACCAUAGAUACAGAUUUGUUGGAGCAGCAAGACAUUGAUCUAAGUCCUGACUUGGCGGCUACUUACGGCCCAACAGAAGAAGCCGCCCAAAAGGUCAAACACUAUUACCGCUUCUGGAUCCUGCCGCAGCUCUGGAUCGGCGUUAACUUUGACAGACUCACACUUUUGGCUCUGUUUGAUAGAAAUCGUGAGAUCCUGGAAAAUAUAUUAGCUGUCAUCUUGGCUAUUCUUGUGGCAUUUUUGGGAUCUGUUCUUCUCAUACAAGGCUUCUUCCGAGACAUCUGGGUUUUCCAGUUUUGCCUGGUGAUAGCCAGCUGUCAAUACUCACUGCUUAAGAGUGUUCAACCAGAUUCCUCUUCUCCUAGACAUGGUCAUAACCGUAUCAUUGCCUACAGUAGACCAGUUUAUUUCUGUAUAUGUUGUGGUCUUAUUUGGCUCUUGGAUUAUGGUAGCAGAAACCUUACCACAACCAAGUUCAAACUCUAUGGAAUAACGUUCACCAAUCCACUGGUGCUUAUUUCAGCGAGGGAUUUAGUUAUAGUGUUCACACUUUGUUUCCCAGUAGUGUUUUUCAUUGGUCUCCUGCCUCAGGUGAAUACAUUUGUAAUGUACCUUUGUGAGCAAUUGGAUAUUCAUAUCUUUGGUGGUAAUGCCACGACUAGCCUGCUUGCGGCACUUUACAGUUUCAUCUGCAGCAUUGUGGCAGUCGCCUUACUGUAUGGACUAUGUUAUGGCGCUCUAAAGGAUUCUUGGGAUGGCCAGCAUAUUCCAGUACUUUUCUCCGUGUUUUGUGGCUUGUUAGUAGCAGUAUCCUAUCAUCUCAGCAGACAAAGCAGUGACCCAUCUGUACUUUUCUCUUUGGUGCAAUCCAAGAUUUUUCCAGAAACAGAAGACAAGAAUCCAGAAGACCCUCUGUCUGAAGUAAAAGAUCCACUGCCCGAAAAGCUUCGAAAUUCUGUUAGCGAGCGUUUACAGUCCGACCUGGUCGUGUGCAUCGUGAUUGGCGUGCUCUACUUUGCUAUUCAUGUCAGCACCGUGUUCACGGUACUGCAGCCUGCGCUCAGGUAUGUGCUGUACGCCCUGGUGGGCUCCGUGGGCUUCCUGACCCACUACGUGCUGCCUCAGGUCAGAAAGCAGCUCCCGUGGCACUGCUUCUCCCACCCUCUGCUGAAGACGCUCGAGUAUAACCAGUAUGAAGUUCGAAAUGCAGCCACUAUGAUGUGGUUUGAGAAACUUCACGUGUGGCUUCUGUUUUUGGAGAAGAAUAUCAUCUAUCCAUUGGUUGUUCUCAAUGAACUGAGUAGCAGUGCAGAGACAAUUGCUAGUCCAAAAAAACUGGAUACAGAGUUAGGUGCUUUGAUGAUCACCAUUGCUGGUCUGAAGCUGCUGCGGUCCUCUUUCAGCAGUCCCACAUAUCAGUAUGUCACCGUCAUUUUCACUGUGCUCUUUUUCAAAAUUGACUAUGAAGCGUUCUCAGAGACCAUGCUGCUGGAUCUCUUCUUCAUGUCUAUCCUCUUCAGCAAGCUUUGGGAACUCCUUUAUAAAUUACAGUUUGUGUACACCUACAUUGCCCCAUGGCAGAUUACAUGGGGUUCUGCUUUUCAUGCUUUUGCUCAACCCUUUGCAGUGCCACAUUCAGCCAUGUUGUUUGUUCAGGCUGCUGUGUCAGCUUUCUUUUCUACUCCACUGAACCCUUUUCUGGGAAGUGCAAUUUUCAUCACUUCAUAUGUUCGACCUGUGAAAUUCUGGGAGAGAGAUUAUAACACAAAACGAGUGGAUCAUUCAAAUACAAGAUUGGCUUCUCAACUUGAUAGAAAUCCAGGAUCGGAUGACAACAAUCUGAAUUCCAUCUUCUAUGAACAUUUAACCAGAUCCCUCCAACACAGUCUCUGUGGGGACCUGCUCCUGGGACGGUGGGGAAACUACAGUACAGGGGACUGUUUCAUCCUUGCCUCUGACUACCUCAAUGCACUCGUUCACUUGAUAGAAAUAGGCAACGGACUGGUCACUUUCCAACUGCGGGGACUUGAAUUCAGAGGUACUUACUGUCAGCAGCGAGAAGUGGAGGCUAUUACCGAAGGUGUUGAGGAAGAUGAAGGGUUCUGCUGCUGUGAGCCCGGCCAUAUUCCUCACGUGCUUUCAUUUAAUGCUGCGUUUAGCCAGCGCUGGCUCGCCUGGGAAGUGAUCGUCACCAAGUACAUUCUGGAGGGUUAUAGCAUCACUGACAAUAGUGCUGCUUCUAUGCUUCAAGUCUUUGAUCUCCGGAAAGUGCUCACUACUUACUAUGUCAAGGGUAUCAUUUAUUAUGUCACAACCUCUUCUAAGCUAGAGGAAUGGCUUGCUAAUGAGACAAUGCAGGAAGGACUACGCCUGUGUGCAGAUCGGAAUUAUGUUGACGUGGACCCAACAUUUAAUCCAAACAUUGAUGAAGACUAUGAUCAUCGGCUCGCAGGCAUAUCCAGGGAGAGUUUCUGUGUGAUUUACCUCAAUUGGAUAGAGUAUUGCUCUUCCCGAAGAGCAAAGCCACUUGAUGUGGACAAAGAUUCAUCCCUCGUGACACUAUGUUACGGCCUGUGUGUCCUUGGUCGGAGAGCUCUGGGCACUGCAUCCCACCAUAUGUCCAGUAAUUUAGAGUCAUUCCUCUAUGGAUUGCAUGCCCUGUUUAAAGGAGAUUUCCGUAUUUCUUCGGUUCGAGAUGAAUGGAUCUUUGCUGACAUGGAAUUGCUAAGGAAAGUAGUAGUCCCUGGAAUACGUAUGUCCAUUAAGCUUCAUCAGGAUCAUUUCACUUCUCCAGAUGAGUAUGAUGACCCUUCUGUGCUUUACGAAGCCAUUGUAUCUCAUGAGAAGAACCUUGUGAUUGCUCAUGAAGGGGACCCUGCCUGGCGGAGUGCAGUCCUCGCCAAUUCCCCCUCCUUGCUUGCCCUGCGGCAUGUCAUGGACGAUGGCACCAAUGAAUACAAAAUCAUCAUGCUUAAUAGGCGCUACCUUAGCUUCAGAGUCAUCAAAGUGAAUAAGGAAUGUGUUCGAGGUCUCUGGGCAGGACAGCAACAAGAACUUGUUUUUUUACGAAACCGUAACCCUGAGAGAGGCAGCAUCCAGAAUGCCAAGCAAGCUCUGAGAAAUAUGAUAAACUCCUCUUGUGAUCAACCCAUUGGCUACCCAAUCUUUGUCUCACCUUUGACAACUUCAUACUCUGACAGCCAUGAACAGCUUAAAGAAAUUCUUGGGGGACCGAUCAGCUUGGGAAAUAUCAGAAGCUUUGUAGUGUCAACCUGGCACAGGUUAAGGAAAGGUUGUGGAGCUGGAUGUAACAGUGGCGGCAAUAUUGAGGAUUCUGAUGCUGGAGGUGGAACUUCCUGCACUAGUAACAAUGCAACAACUGCCAAUGAUCCCCAGAGUAACUUGUCCCAGGGAAGCACUGGAAAUCCAGGCCAGGGAAGUGGAACCGGGCUCCAUCCGCCUGUCACAUCCCAUCCUCCAACACUAGGCACGAGCCACAGCUCACAUUCCGUGCAGUCGAGCCUGGUCAGACAGUCCCCCGCCCGGGCCUCAGUGGCCAGCCAGUCUUCAUACUGCUACAGCAGCCGGCACUCCUCCCUGCGGAUGUCCACCACGGGCUUUGUGCCAUGCCGGCGCUCGUCCACCAGUCAGAUCUCCCUGCGCAACCUGCCAUCCUCCAUCCAGUCCCGCCUCUCCAUGGUGAACCAGCUGGACCCCUCCAGCCAGAGUGGCCUGGCGGGCAUGCAGCACGGCUUGCCUUCCUCCAGCAGCUCCAGCCAAAGCAUCCCUGCCUGCAAGCAUCACACCCUCGUGGGCUUUCUGGGGACCGAUGGAGGUCCGAGCAGUGGCCCUGAUGCACAGCCCGGCAGCACCCCCGCCAGCAACGCCCAUACCAAAAAGGGGGAUGUGACUUACAGAGUCCAGAUUGUGGAUCCCAGUCAAGUUCUGGAUGCAAUCAACUUGUCAAAAAGGAAAGAGCUGCAGUGGCCCGAUGAGGGAAUUCGGUUGAAAGCUGGGCGAAAUAGCUGGAAAGACUGGAGUCCCCAGGAGGGCAUGGAAGGCCAUGUGAUUCACCGAUGGGUGCCUUGCAGCAGAGAUCCAAGUACCAGAUCCCACAUUGACAAGACAGUGCUUCUGGUCCAGAUUGAUGAUAAAUACGUGACUGUAAUUGAAACUGGGGUACUAGAACUCGGGGCUGAAGUAUGAGCCUGUGUCUAGUAACUACAUUUCUUUGCCCUCUCAAUUCCAAGACAGUGGGAAAAGAGGAGAAAGCAGAAGAUGCCUGCAAGUGUCAUUUUGAUCCUAGAUGGGAGAGACUUGAACAGAGAGUGGGUUUGAACAAGCACCUCUCUUUUUCCCUUCACCCUGACCCCUGUCACUGUCUCCAUCCCCAAAUAAAGCUGAAAUAUUUUUUUAAGUUAGCUGGCGACAAAACAUUUUGCAUGAAGGAUAUAGUUCUGUUAAAAUUACAUCCUUAAAGAAGUUUUUUUUUCUUAUGCAUUGCCUAUGCUUUAAAUCAACCAGCACUUCAUUUCUAAACUAUGAUCUCAUAUUUUUCUAAUUUUCUUGCCAAAAAGAAUUGCCAUGUUUUGUCAUAGAUCAUGAAAUCCAUAUACUUUGAUUUUUAAAAACAGACCAGUGUAGAAACCUUCAGUUUGACAAAUAGCAGUAUAAAAGUUUAAUGUACAGUGAAAGAGACUAUGAACAGACAUAGAUUUAUCUUAUUCCUUGAGCGCUAAAAACUUUAAUGAAAAGACUGCACUAAUUUUUUACAACAAUGCACUAAAGUCUGAGAUUUCUCAGAAUGUUUAUUUAUAUAUAAAAAUAAAAUGCAUUAUUUAAAUUGCCUUUGGGAUUAACCCCUCCCCUUUCCUUACAAACACCCAUAGCAGGAACUGUGCUGCUCAUUUUUCUGUCAUUAGUCUGCACUUCAUACCAGAACAUUGGACAGUUUCUUUCAAAUGAAUACUAAAUCUUAAGGUAUGCAUAAUUUCACCAUUGGCAUUUUCCCGGAGCCUCUAGACAGUGGAUUGAUCCUGUGAACACUACUGCCAGCUCCUGUGUCCACAUUUCAGAUGCACCCCAGCACCAUGGGGCCCAGGGUGCUUGCUCCUCUCACCUGUGGGCAAGCUCUUCUCGGCUCAGUUCUGGGAAGAAAAUGCUUUUGCUUUUCAAUGAAAAGGAUGAAAGUUCAAGAAUUUAAAGGAAAAAGAUCAGUUGCCUUUCAUUUAUGGAUUCUUAGUUCUUGAAGUUAUUCACAUGCAGUUCAGUUUAUCAAGUAAAAGUUUUUCAGACAAAAUUACACAAAUGGUGCAGUUCUUAUUGUUGUAUCCUCUUUAAUAACUUUAUCAUUUAUUUUCCUCCUCUCUUCUUUUUCUAUUACUUGAAAUUUAUCUCCUGUAAUUUAUAGUGAAUGGCUGUAAUUUGGACUAUUUAUAACUGUGAAAUUGACUUAAUUCAUAUGUUGUCUGAUAAAUUGUAUUGUUUGUUUUUAAAUGUGUGUAUUCAGGGAAAUAUAUAUAUAUAUAUCUCAGAUUUGUAAUUGGGCCAAAUAGGAACUGCAAUUUCAAUUUAAUUUGUAACUUUUGGAAUUUUUCAAAUCCUUCAGAAAUUUUUUUCCUUUCUGUGUGUGUGAAACUCCAAAGAAGAUUGUAUAUCUCCUCUGAGCAUUUAGGUGCAGUCCUUUCUCCCCAGCACGGAAAGAAAGUAAAAAGAAGCAGGUGAAAUUACUUUUAAUCGGAUAUUUCGUUGACUCCACUCUCUCCAGGAACUCCUAUUUCAAUAUGUGAUACUAGCCAUAUUUCAAGUACUCACUGGCCACAUGUGCUCAGUGGCUACUGUAUUGAACACCAUGGGCUUAGAGUAUCUUUUGAUGAAGGGGCAGGAGAGAGAAGCUGUUUCUCUUACUAAUCAGCUGUAGUUCUAACUGUAUAGCAGAAUUCCUUAGCAAAAAGAUCGAAAACUAAAGUAGUAAAUAGCUAAUAUGCAGCAUGUUAGAGCAUUUCUACUCUAAAAUCUCUCUUUUUUUUCCCUAAAUUUUUUGUGGUCAUUCAGGACCCAAAGUGCCUCUCAUUGACAUUUUCAUAGACUGAACACAGCAAAAUUUACUGUUUAAACACAUUUGUUAAAUGAUUUACUGAGCCUUUUUACAAAGGUAGCAUUUCUAAAUUGACCAGUUAACGUGUAUUUUCCUGAUACUGUCACUAUAUUCUGUAUUUGCCUCAUUUUGGCAAAUCUAUGGUAGGCCAUUAAAAUUCAGCCUCUUUUUAUUCUGAAUCUGAAAUCUGAUUUCCCUCUUUUCUAUCUUGCUUUCUCUCUCCUUUUCACUCUCACUCUUACUCUCUUUCUCUCCAUAAAAAUACAUGUUGAAAGGUAUUAUGCUCCCUGCUACUUGUUCCCUUUUUUAAAUAAGUAUAAUCUUUUCAGUAAGAAAAGUAGAAUCUUUACGAUCUUAGAUGAAUGAUAAUUAAUUUUCCUAUAUACAUGAAAACCUAAAUAUCAAAUAAUUCAAUCAGGAGGAUUAAAUUAGUUUUAUGCCAUCCCCUCCCAAUGCUCCACUCUCCAAGAGUUAAACAUAUUAUAUAAUCUAAAAAGUCAUUUCAAAUUCAGGAACUAAAUUUUAGGUGAAAUAUAUCCAUAUUUCACAAAUAUUCAUAUAUAAUAUACAUGUACUCAUUUUUAAAUUUUUUUAGCAACUAAUACAAAUAUAAAGAUUUAUCUCAAUACAGGUUGAAUAUUGUAUAAGAUUCCCCUUUAAAUAGUGAAUUUAUGAAUUAGGAACCCCAAGAGGACUUUUCUUAAUUUUUAAGUGUGAAACUGAUAGCCUUUAAAAAAAAAAUCCUACUGAUUUUUUAAUUAUUGCACCAGGGAAAGAAGUAAUGACUGAAUAAAGAUUCACAUCUUAAAAGUAAGUUUGAUGUAAAUUAGUACAUAAAAAUAUAUACACUUUAAUAAAAUCAGUUAUAGGCACUUCCUUUUCCCUUGCCCUGGGAGAAUUUUGAACUGUUUGUUUAGAUUCCCUGCUUACUUUUUCCCAUUCUCGUACAAGACUUCAGCAUGCAUAAUUAGUGUCCUUGGUUCACUGUUGCCAAAGUUUUUUAGAGUUCUAUAAUUUGAAAGUAAAAAAUAUAUAAUGAAAACACUUUUAAUUUAUUUCCACUAAGUUUUAUAUUGAUGUCAUUCUGGUUUUUGUUUUUUGCUUUUUCUUUUUCUUUCAUUUGGACUUUUGUUUUUUCUCCCCUUUUCAAAAAGUCUUAGAAUGUUAUAAAUUGUGAGGUUUUUAUUCCAGUUUUGUUCAUUCAGUGUCAAUCUUCAUAGCUCAAAAUUAAGCUCUUGGUUAAUCUUCUAGCUUAUAACUUGGUGUAAGUCCUUCUUUUUUUAUACCAUUUUUCAGUACUCGAUAAAACUUCAAAUGUUUGCAUAUUUUCUCUAAAGAAUUGUAAUUUUCCCAAUUGUAAUCUAAAAUUACAACUUUAGGUUAACUUUUAAAAGUUGGUAUUUGGAGGCUGGACAGGUAGUAUGCUUGCCUUGCCCAUGACUGGCCUGGAUUCAGUCCCCAGCACCGUAUAUGGUCACUCAUGCCCCACUAGGAAUGAUCCUUGAGUGCAGAUCCCAGAGUAAGCCUGAACACCGCCUGGUGUGACCUCCUGCUUCCCCCCAAAAAUUGAUAUUUAAGCUACUUGGGAGAAUAGGUGAUGAAGUUGUAUAUUCUUAAGAGGAGAUUAAUUGCCUUUCAGGAAAUUGGUGAACAACAGGUGUUCUGCCAUCUUUGAGUUUCCAUGGCUGGAAAAUUAACUUCCCUUAGAUUUGAAGUAUUUUUUAAGGUAUUUCCUGUAUAGCUGAGAUAGUUCUGGUAGUCCUUGAAACAGAGGUAGGCACACAGUAUCUCUGUCUUAAGCGAAAUUUAGAAUGUUAUUCUGUGUACCAAUUGUCAGGGAAUAGAAAAUCCAAGUUUUCAUGUAGAAAGUGACAGCUCCUUAAGAGCAUUCUUUUUCUUCCUGUUGUUUAUCGUUGCAUCUUAUAUCAGAAUAUAGAAAACAGCCUCAAAUUUAAGCAAGGGUAACAUGGCCUUAAGAAAGCCCACUUGGCUUCCCAGCAGCAUACUUCAGCAUCUGCUUAGAGACACUUUGUUUGGUGGAUCACAGCAUGGACUCAUGCAUCCAGAGUUGUGUUUUUGUAUCUUAACCGAAUCUAAAACUCUCUCUUUGUUUUGGUUGACUUUCAGACAUAUUUCCUCCUGAAUAUGACUUGAGAAGAAGAUGAUUUAGUAAUUAUGUGUGAGAAUUAUUUGAAUUUAUGUUUACUGUAUACUAAACUGUAAACUGCUGCCCGGAUAGUUAAUUGUGUUUGUUUUAAUUGUUUUGUUUUGUUUUUUUCUGUGAGUAUGAACAAAGCCCUUUCUAACUUUUUUUUAAGUCAUCAGUAUUCAUUUUUUGUUAUUUUUUUUGUAGUGUAAUAUAAUAUAAAAUUACUUUGCCUGAACACAGAACCAGUCCAUUUUUCCUCUGAUAAGAAACAUUGUCCAGAUGAAGUUAUAAAAUGGCCCUUUUUAUUCUAGCUUUGUUUCAGUCUAAUGUGGAAAUCCGGUCUUUAAGAAAGGCCCAGAGAAAGAGGAAAAUUAUUGUGUAUUAUCUUGGAUAUGUAGUUUCUUACUAUUAAGUAUUUAAAAUUUUGCAUCUCUUUGUUUUUCUUUACAAAGAUCUCGUUGUUAUACACCUGGGCCGCCUUCUUCUUCUUCUUUUUUUUUUUAAAUCUCAUUAAAUGUUUAGGUAAGAACUGUGGUUGGAAAGGAAUUAAUUAUACAAGUAGAUUUGGCAGGUAUGUGAAUAGAGUGAAUUUUUGCUUGCAACAGAAGUACAUUUUCAACUUCAAAUAAUCUAUCCUGAGUCCUCUGUCAAGAAUUAUGCGUGUAUGAACUUAUCUAUAUUGCCUGUAAGCCACAUAGUCUUUCUGAAUUGAAGUAAUUAAGUUUAUUUGUGAGCUGGACAUUAUUAUCUGCCAAUAAUGGAAGCAACAUAGCAUUAGAUGGAAGAAUCAGAGCUAAUUGUUACUGCAGGAUUAUAUGACAACUCUGUUCUAUGACUUAUACCUAUUAUAUAGGGUUAUAACUUUUUCUCAUGACUCAGCUCCUCUACCUGACAAUUUAUGAUUCAGUGGAGCCUAGCGUGAUAAGGAUAAAUUCCUGGGUAUUACACACACAAAUGAGGUGGUAUCUUGGAAUUCAGAAGGGACUAGCAGUAGAAAACGGGACAGCUGCUCCAGACGACACUUUGGUUUAGUGUAGUCAUGGUCAAACAAGAUUUUUUUCUUAAUAUAUGAAGCUUGAUUCUACAACCAAAAUAAUAGAAGCAGGGGUAGGGGAAAUCACGUCUGCUAAUGCUUUUCUAAGGCUUAUAGUUUAAGUGAAAACAAAUUGUAAAAACUGAUUAUCUUAACCCUACAUGAGUCUAGCAAUGAGCUCUGCAUGAGGAAAUGGAAGGAAGAAAAUUAAAAAUGGCCCUAGGAGGGUAGGUGUAAGGAAGGAAAAUGGGUUUCCCUUUUCUGAUCAUGGGCUCUGAAAAGUCUUCAUUGCCUCUACCAGCAUUCAGUAUAAACCAGAGAAAGAAUAUAUGUACCUGCGCGUGUCUCCGAGAGUGUGUGUCUGAGUGUUUGUUAUUCUGAACAGCUUGUAAAUAUUGUAGUUGUUUAAAAUGGAAUAUAAAAGCUGAGAUUGUUUCUUUUCUUUGCAAAUAUAUUGCAUCAAAAAUACAGUAUUGGCAGUGGAUAUAACACUGAGGAAAUAAAUUUUGUUUUCAUUUUGC
This is a messenger RNA of Sorex fumeus (smoky shrew), 12961 nucleotides long. RefSeq names its product pecanex 1 (gene PCNX1). Lineage: Eukaryota; Metazoa; Chordata; Mammalia; Eulipotyphla; Soricidae. The record is from RefSeq and is a predicted model, not a curated record. The coding region runs from base 363 to 7367 and encodes 2334 amino acids. The transcript is spliced from 36 exons. Gene Ontology annotation, cellular component: membrane.